This is a messenger RNA of Colossoma macropomum (tambaqui), 3939 nucleotides long. RefSeq names its product euchromatic histone-lysine N-methyltransferase 1a (gene ehmt1a). Gene Ontology annotation, cellular component: nucleus. Gene Ontology annotation, molecular function: histone methyltransferase activity; zinc ion binding; p53 binding. NCBI's taxonomy places the organism in Eukaryota, Metazoa, Chordata, Actinopteri, Characiformes, Serrasalmidae. The record is from RefSeq and is a predicted model, not a curated record.
UCAUCACAGAGCGCAUGUUAGAGGCUGGAGGGAAAUGAAGAGAGGAAGCCAACCUCCAAACUUUCUUUGUUUUUAUCUUUGUUACUAAAAUGCAGGCCUUUUUCGGGUAACAGCUGGUUCCUCUGUCCGUUGGCUCUGUGCAGUCCAGUCCUGCCCUGUGGGGUUUUGCAGUAGGGAGGGAGGAGUUGGCAGGUCCAAGUUAUGAGUGCCAAACCCAAAAGAGCUGGCAUGGAUAGAUCUGGUGAUCCCUCAAGGCGGGGGAGAAAAACCAAGUCCACACCCUGGGGUGGAGGCUCAGAGGUGGGUGGACAGCAGCUGCCAGUGAAUGAGCAGAAAAGCACAGAACCGGGCCAUCAUUCACUUUCUGGACAAGGCGCAGCUAAAGCAACCUCCUCUCACCAUAUCACCUCAGGCAAUGAAGGAUCUCUCAGAGAAACGCAGCAGCCUCACAUGACAGAGAGCUUAGAAUCCAGCAAUGCAACGAGUGAUGCAAUGAAGAGCUUGCAGGCUUUGUGUGCAGGAGCCUCUGGGGAGACUGGAGUGGGCGGGGCUGCUUUAAAGGCCUCUGAGGAAGUGAGGAAAAGUUCUACCCCAGUACAGUCACGCCUGGCCUGGAAGACCAUGGUCAGACCAGCUUCUCCUCCAGAAGCACUUAAGAUCUUGAAUGCUGGAAGAAGCACUUCACCACCUCCUCAGUCAAAGCUACCUCAGAAACACAAAGGCCCAGCAAAACCGCAAGCAGCGGUGAGGAAAAAGAAGAGGAAGAUGGGUUUGUACAAUUUUGUUCCCAAGAAGAAAACCAAAGUGUCAGCUAAGCAGAAUCUCACUUUACCCUCUUCAAACAGCCAGAAAGAGGUGUUGCAUGGGACCAAAGGGGUGCAGCUGCAACUCGAGGAGGCAUUCAAACCCAGAACCAAACUUGAUGGCCAAGAAAAACAGAGUGGAAGAGCAGCUGGAGGAGUUGCAGCUGAAUCGGAGAACAAGAAUGAAACCGUGAAAGCUCCUCAAAAUGUCUGUGAAGAAUACACAGAGCUUCCUCUGUACUCUCUGGCCCAGGAGAGCAUGCUUGCAGCUAUACGCACAGGCUUGCCUGAAGAUAAAGAGAACAUGGAGGCAGAUGAGAUGCUGGAGCCACCGCUCUGCAGCUGCCGCAUGGAAACACCUAGGAACCAGGAUGUAGUAACGCUGGCAGAGGGGAAGUGCAUGGCUGUGGAGAGUGUAGAUGGGAAGCUGAGUUUAUGCCGGAGGCCGAUCCAGAAGCAGGAGAUGAUGCGGCCGUCUCUGCGGAUACCCUUGCUGGUGCUGUGCGAGGACCACCGGGCCGGCAUGGUCAAGCACCAGAGCUGCCCAGGCUGUGGCUUCUUCUGCAGGGCUGGAACCUUCAUGGAGUGCCAGCCAGAUGGUCACAUCUCUCACCGCUUUCACCGGAGCUGUGCCUCAGUGAUCCGCGGUCAGCUUUUCUGCCCUCACUGUGGGGAAGAGGCAAGCCAGGCUAAAGAGGUCACCAUCCCCAAAGCUGACCCUGUUACAACCUUGCCUGCCAUCACAACAGCUGCUUUGCCUAGAGACAAGAGAGACUCAGCUUCAGCAGAAAAACCUCCUGCGGGGCCUGGGGAACCUGCAGCAGAGUCAUUGGAGACAGUCCUGGAAGCACUGGAGGAUGGAAAGUAUAAGAAGUCAAAACUUCCCCCAAAGCAGCUCUACUUCUCAGCUAAGAGAGGCGAGCUUCAGCGAGUCAUGCAUAUGCUUGUAGAAGGGGUGGACCCGAACCUGCAGAUGGAGAGCGAGAGGAGGCGUACUCCUCUCCAUGCAGCUGCUGCUGAGGGCCACAAAGAAAUCUGCCACAUUCUAGUUCAGGCGGGUGCGAACCUGGACAUGUGUGACAAUCAGCAGCGGACUCCUCUGAUGGAUGCCUGUGAGAACAACCAUGUGGAAACGGUGGAGUACCUGUUGAAAGCUGGGGCCUCCACAGCGCAUAAGGAUAUAAGAGGAUCUACGUGUCUUCACAUGGUGGCUCGAGGAGGCCACACUGGCACUCUGCAGCAUCUCCUGUCUACUUCCUUUAUAGAUGUCAACUGUAAGGAUGAUGGAGGGUGGACACCCAUCACCUGGGCAACUGAAAAUAUGCACAAAGAGCAGGUAAAGCUGCUUAUCGCCAAGGGAGCCGACAUCCAUAUGAGGGACAAGGAGGAGAAUAUCUGUCUGCACUGGGCCGCAUUCGCAGGCUGUGAUGACAUUGCUCAGCUGCUGCUGGACAACAGGUCGGACCUGCACGCUGUGAACAUCCACGGAGACUCGCCUCUGCACAUCGCGGUCAGACAAAACCAGCUGGACUGUGUCAUGCUUUUCUUGUCGCGAGGUGCGAACGUAAGCCUAAAGAACAAGGAUGGAGAGACUCCUUUGAACUGCUGUACUGUCAACUCCAAGGUGUGGACCGUACUGAACACCAGCAAGAAGUUGACUGAUGCCCGUAAAGGCAGAGAAAGCCAGGGAGAGAAGCUCCUCUGCAGAGAUCUGUCGCGUGGCUAUGAGGAGGUCCCUGUGGCCUGUGUGAAUGGAGUGGACCAAGAGCCCUACCCAAAUGACUUUAAAUAUGUCCCUGAGAACUGUUUCACCACUCAGGUGAACAUCGAUGAAAAUAUCACACACUUACAGCACUGCACAUGCAAAGACGAUUGCUCCUCCAGUAACUGCAUAUGUGGUCAGCUCAGCAUGCGCUGUUGGUAUGACAGGGAGGGGCGUCUGUUGCAGGAGUUCUCUAGAGAAGAUCCACCCUUCUUGUUUGAGUGUAACCAUGCCUGCUCGUGCUGGAGAACAUGCCGGAACAGAGUGGUGCAGAACCGACUACGGGUACGGCUGCAGGUUUUCCGGACUGCUAGAAUGGGCUGGGGUGUGAGAGCUCUGCAGGAUAUUCCUGAAGGAACCUUCAUAUGCGAGUUUGCUGGUGAGAUCAUUUCAGAUGGAGAAGCGAACGCCAGGGAGAACGACUCAUACAUGUUCAAUCUGGACAAUAAGGUUGGUGAGGUCUACUGCAUUGAUGCCCAGUUCUAUGGCAAUGUAAGCAGGUUUAUGAACCACCUGUGUGAACCCAAUCUGUUUCCUGUGCGAGUGUUCACAAAGCACCAGGACCUGCGUUUCCCACGUGUUGCUCUCUUCUCCAGCAAAGCCAUAAAAGCUGGAGACGAGCUUGGCUUUGACUAUGGAGAUCAGUACUGGGAGAUCAAGAGGAAGUAUUUCAGCUGUCAGUGUGGUUCUCCGAAGUGCAGGCACUCGGGGGCCGUCUUGGGCCGCAGCCAUGUGAACAGCUCAGCCCAAACGCCCACUGUCCAGUCCUCAGCUCAGGUAGCCAGCACUGAGCGCAUUCACUCGGCCAGCACUGCCAGAACAGUAACCCUACCCUGAGGUCUGCCUCGAGAACAAGUACAGUAGACUGCAGCCAUGAAGUGUUUUAGGUGCGACUAUAUGAUCGUGUUUCUUGACAGUAAUCUAUCAUGUCAAUAUACUGUAUUUUUUAAACUCCAUAAAUUGGAGUAAAUUUUAUACAAAUGCACACAGAUUAUUGCACAUGAGUAGAAUACAUUUUAAAGCUAAUUUUACAGCAUAUCAAAUAUAGAUAUCAGUUUGGAUGAAAUGAUGUCAGAAUUGUUUAAGGAGGCUGGAAAAACACACUUGAUUAAAAAAGAGGUGGAGAUGUUUAGCAUGCUAUCUACUACAUCACUACUUAAUCACUGAUGUGUUUGAGUAGCUGAGACUUGUACAGAUGUUAAAUUGAUGUCCUUAACAUAGCUAAGAUUAGGAAGAAGCUGUUGAGCAAGAUGCUGUUAAAAUUUUAAUGCCCUUUGAAGAGGUUUUUUUAAAUAUAUUUUUCUAAUCAUCCCAAUUUUAUCAUGUUCUCAGUACUGGCAAUAAUUAUAAUCAUGUGAUGAAUAAAGCUUUUUU